AUGACAUCUCCUGAUGAUAAGACUUGUAUGAAAAUAGUUUCGAACACAGCCUUUCGUAUGUGGACGUGCGAAAAUGAGAUAAAGCAAGUUUAUAUAAAAGUUUCUAAAAUCGCAAAAGCCGUCCAUGCAUUUAUGUGGCCGGAUUAUAAAUAUCAACCUAAUCGUAAAAAACGUUUGCAAAAUUCUUUUCGUUAUGAUCCGUAUAUUCCUGUACCCUUUUAUGAUUCGCAACCAGCACAAAAUUUUUCAUAUCCUAAUAACUUCGUUUCUUUUACUAAUAAGUAUAUUCCCCAUAUACAACAACUCGAUAUAAGCCUAACAAAAUUAAAUUAUUAUAAUGAUAGAAUUCUUUGUCAGUCUGUUGACAGACAUGUCAAGAUUUAA
This is a messenger RNA of Racocetra fulgida, 384 nucleotides long. The record is from the annotation of a GenBank genome assembly. NCBI's taxonomy places the organism in Eukaryota, Fungi, Glomeromycota, Glomeromycetes, Diversisporales, Gigasporaceae.